GUAAGAAAAAAAUGUUGAAAAGAGUGUAAAAUGAUUGAAUAAUGUAAAAAAAAAAAUGGUUGAAAAGAGUGAAAAUUUUGACGAAAAAUGGCCAAAACUAAGGAUAAAGAUUUUUCGAGGUGUUUUCGUAAAAAAAAGCCAACAACUCUUUGCAAUAGUCGGUCAAAGGGUUUGACUAACCGAAUGAGGAAAAGGCCAAAGUCAUGGGGGUGUUUGAUGUUUUCUAUACAUUAAGGGGGUAAAUAAUACAUUCUGCAUAGUAUAGGGGUGCAAAAUGAAUUUGACCCUAAUAAGAAUCAUAUAUUCAGCUAUAAAUUAAAGGUCACAAUAUAUCUUAAAUUGAAAAUCCAUCUCUUCUAGUUAUUAUCCUCCGCCAUACUUGAAGCAAUCCAAAUUCUUGGAACAAGCAAUCAAGCAUAGCUUACCCCGUACGUGGACCAGGUAGUGAAAUGGAAAACAACGAAACAAUAUAUCUUCACGGAGAUAUGGACCUUGUGAUUGUCGAAGCUCGACGCAUUACAAGCACGGAGUUUGUGUAUGAGGAUUUUCGUCGGUUAAGACACCCUUACGUUAAGGUGUAUCUCGGAGAAGCUAGAGUUGCUCAGACCACCCGUGUACGAGCUGACUCACAAAAUCCCAUGUGGAACGAGCAUUUUGAACUUCCAUUAGCUCACCCUGUGGAUCAGGUCAGAUUUGCUCUUAUUGACACUUAUAUAUCCAAAAAGGAAAUUGGUGCCUUUGUUCCGGCAAAGAGAAUUGCUAUAGGCGAUCUAAUAGAUGAAUGGUUUCCAGUGGUAGGAUCUAAUGGGACUUAUACUGCAAUAAGAUUGCAAAUCACAUUCACUCCUUGUGACAUAAAUCCAAGUUACACGAGUGGAAUCUCUGAAGACUAUUCAGUAAAACGUAGUUACUUUCCCAUGCGACACGGAGGAAAAUUAACUCUUUAUCAAGACGCACACGUGAUUGAUGGGAGGCUACCCGAAAUUGGGUUGGAUUAUGGAAGGAAAUUUGAGCAAAACAAAUGUUGGGAGGAUAUAUGUCAUACAAUAUGGGAGGCACAUAAUUUGAUAUAUGUGAUUGGAUGGUCUAUAUACCACAAGGUGAGGCUCGCGAGGGAGGAUAGUAAACAACUGCCGAAUGGUGGAGACUUGAAUUUAGGUGAGUUGCUCAAGUAUAAGUCUCAACAAGGGGUGAGAGUUGUACUACUCAUUUGGGAUGAUAAGACUUCACAUGACAAUUGCUUUAUUAAAACCGGAGGAUUGAUGAAAACUCAUGACAAAGAAACUCGAAAUUUUUUCAAGCACUCCCCUAUCACUUGUGUGUUGGAUGCUCGUUACAGAAUUAACAAUGUCAUACCGCAGGCAUGCUUUACAAUUUACUUUAUGCAAAUUAAUUCCACUAAACUAUUGCCUUAAUAAUUUCGAAUUUUGGUUGAUUUUCUGAAAAACCUUGGACGAUGAUCAUUUGUACUUUUCAUCAUCUGUUUAGGUUUGUCGAAUAUUCUACAGUCAACAUCAGAAAUGUGUGAUAACAGACACCAAAGGACAUGAAAAUAAUCGAAAAAUAACUGCAUUCCUUGGUGGUUUGGACCUUUGUGAUGGGCGAUAUGAUACACCAGAUCAUCAAUUAUACGAUGACCUCAACACUCUCUUUAAGGAUGACUAUCAUAAUCCUAUAUUCCGUGUAAGCCACUUCUUCAUUUAAAUCUCUUGCAUCAAUUCUUCAUGCUUAUAAAAAUGCACUUGGUUAAAGAAAUAUGAUUGGUGAUAAGAAUAUGAGAGGAUUGUGAAAAACUUCCUAAGUCUUAUAAUAUGUAGAUAAUAAAUAAAACGAUUGGGUGUUAUGGUCUAAGAACUAUCAUCGCUCUUUUUUCUACUUAAACAAAUUCGCAACAAUAUCUUAUAGUAUCUUAAGGAUGAAUUUAAAAGCUGAAAGUUUCAUCAUGUAACUUAAUAACUUAUUAUGUGCAUUUUCAUUCUUGAAUAACUUACUCAUGCACUUCUGGAUAUGUGAAUUUUCAUUCUCGAAUAGUUUACUCAUGCCUGUCCCAAUUGAAAGGGAAUACACUUUCUUAUUCUAAUUCGCGAAUAAUUUACUCAUGAACUUCCCCAUUAAAAGGGAAUACACUUUCUUGCUUCCGUUCUUGUGUUUUGUUCCACUUCGUUGGAAAUAAAAGAAAUUAAAAUCUAGCAUUAAUGUGGAUGUUAUUGCCAAUACCAUUUUAUGAUUUUGCAUCAAAAGCGGUAACAAACAUGUUAA
Molecule: messenger RNA, 2259 nt
Organism: Erythranthe guttata (spotted monkey flower)
Lineage: Eukaryota; Viridiplantae; Streptophyta; Magnoliopsida; Lamiales; Phrymaceae
Source: RefSeq, a predicted model, not a curated record